Papaver somniferum (opium poppy) is the source of this 1348-nucleotide messenger RNA. RefSeq lists its product as uncharacterized. The transcript is spliced from 4 exons. The record is from RefSeq and is a predicted model, not a curated record. The annotation marks the transcript as partial. Lineage: Eukaryota; Viridiplantae; Streptophyta; Magnoliopsida; Ranunculales; Papaveraceae.
CGAGGAGAUAAGAACGACCCUACCCUUCUAUCACACCACUACAAUAACUUUCAUCACUGCCCCCAAACCCUUUCAUUCUCUCAAAAAAAGAAAAACUCUUUCUCAAAAACUCUCUCUGCAACUACUUUUCUAACUAAAGCCUUCAAUCAAUCUUUCAAACUGGCGAUCGAUAAUCAAGAAACUGGUAUCAAGGAAAUCAAACCCAAGAACAGAAGAAUCAUGGGAGCUGGGGGACCUGAUGAGGAAGAUGGUGGUGAUAACAGAUGGCCGCCAUGGUUACGUCCUUUGUUGACAACAGAUUUCUUUACUCAAUGCAAGUUUCAUGCUGAUUCUCACAAGAGCGAAUGCAAUAUGUAUUGUCUUGAUUGUAUAAAUGGUGCUCUCUGUUCUCUUUGUCUUGGGCACCAUAAAGAUCAUCGUGCUAUUCAGAUAAGGAGGUCAUCAUACCAUGAUGUGAUUAGAGUUAAUGAGAUUCAGAAGGUAUUGGACAUUACUGGAGUUCAAACCUACAUUAUCAACAGUGCAAGAGUUGUCUUCUUGAAUGAACGUCCUCAGCCUAGGCCUGGAAAAGGUGUCACUAAUACUUGUGAAGUCUGUGAACGUAGUCUUCUUGAUUCCUUCAGAUUCUGUUCUCUUGGUUGCAAGAUUGUUGGGACUUCAAAGGAUUUCUCAAAGAAGAAGAGGUCAGCUCCAGCUACAUCAGAUUCAGAAGAAUCAUACACUAGUAGUUGCACUCACAGUCAUCAACAUCAUCAUCAUCAGCAUCACCAUCACCAUCAUCACCAGCAGGCUGAGAAGAUCAAAAUCCAAAGCUUUACACCAUCAACACCACCGCCAACAAUGGUAAACUACAGAACUGCAAAAAGAAGAAAAGGAAUUCCUCACAGAGCUCCAAUGGGAGGAGGACUUAUCGUUGAAUACUAAAUGUCUACAAGUACUGUAAAGGAAAGUUAGUUUUUAUUAAUUGUUCACAACUCCUCACAAUACCUACUAAAUACCACAAUGUCCAAUAGUGUUAGUGUGUUUUGAUGUUUAGCCCCCCCUCUCCUUUUUGCAACACUUGAGCUUUUCACUCCAGAAGCCAGUGUUUGACAAUAGGGUGUAAAUAUUAAAUGUAGAAGCAAGAGUUUAAUAAUGAUCAAGUCAGAAGGGGCAGAAUGUGAAGUCAGUUCUAAUGGAGGUACUUAAUAGUAAUAACAGUAUACAUAAUAGUUUUGUAUCUUUUGAAGGUGUGAAGUAAAAUGUAAAUAUUUCUUCUGGAUUUUACUAGAGAGAUUAUAGGGGGAAAAUGUGUACUGAUAUAUAAAUAGAAAUGAAUAAUAAUAAUGUCUAUAUUUAUGGAUGGAUA